AUGCAGGCUGCUCGCAUUCCUUGCCUUCAAGAGGCUCAGAAAUGCUUCAAGAACGACUACAAUCUACUGAUGGAGAACAAGUCACUUCAAAGCCGCUCCCAGCUCAUCAAGCUUUCACCGAUCAUUAGCAAGGAUGGCCUUCUUCGAGUCAUUAGCAAGAAUGGCCUUCUUCGAGUCGGUGGACGACUGGAUAAUUCACAAAUACCAGCUGAUGUCAAACACCCAAUUUUGCUUCCCAAAUCGCACAGCAUUACAAGGAUGAUUUUGGAACACGAACAUGCGUCAAAUCUGCACCCUGGAGUUUCAGCACUUUUUGUCAUUAUCCAUCAAAAAUAUUGGGUCUUUGGCGCACGCAACCUCAUAAGGAAUCUGGUGCACAAUUGCAUCAAAUGUUUUCGCCAACGAAAUCAAACAGCACAACAAUUCAUGGCCGAUCUACCGGGGAUUCGCAUUAAGGAAGCACUUCCCUUCCAGCUCUCAGGCUGCGAUUACGCUGGACCAUUUAUUCUCAAGGAAAGAAGAGGGCGAAAUCCACGGAAAACUAAGGGUUACAUAUGUCUGUUUGUCUGCCUCGUAAAAUCAGCCAUUCACUUGGAACUGGCCACCGAUCUCAGCACAGACACCUUCAUAGCAUGUCUUCGUCGUUUCAUGUCUCUGCGUGGGAAAUGUUCUCAAAUCUUUAGCGACAACGGGACGAAUUUUGUUGGGGCCAAGCGGGCUUUAGAUGAAAUCUAUAUCUCCACAGGAGCAUCGUAA
Molecule: messenger RNA, 756 nt
Organism: Drosophila gunungcola (fruit fly)
Lineage: Eukaryota; Metazoa; Arthropoda; Insecta; Diptera; Drosophilidae
Exons: 1
Coding region: 1-756 (251 amino acids)
Molecular function (GO): nucleic acid binding
Source: RefSeq, a predicted model, not a curated record